AUGGAGAUGUAUUUAUGGUUAAUAUGGUACAUUUGGAAAGUUAAGAACGAGAAAGUGUUCCCAAAUGAAGAUAGUGACCCUCAAGAUCUUAUCAGAUCACCGGAAUCCAGGGCUAUUGCGUGGAGAUUAGCUCAAGAAAAUGACGAUAACAGUAGAAUGGGGAUGAGGGAACCACAAAUACAAGCUAGCAUAUGUGAGGUUGAUGGAUUGUGGAAAGCAACUUCACGACGGGCUGGUUUGGGCUGGUACAGUGUUGUCUUUGAGACUGACUGUACGGAUGUGGCGAAGAUGGUGUCCAAUCCCAAUGAAUGGUCAGUCUUCGCAAUUCUCCUUGAAGAAAUUGACAAAUGCAUGAAGAUCUUCACCGCAUGUUCUAUACACUACAUCCCAAGAACAGACAACAAGAAGGCGGACAGACUAGCACAAAGUGCACGAAAUCGCCCCACUAAAUUGUACUACAUUAACUCCAGUCCAUCAACGUGGAUCACCGGAGCGACAUAA
Molecule: messenger RNA, 501 nt
Organism: Microthlaspi erraticum
Lineage: Eukaryota; Viridiplantae; Streptophyta; Magnoliopsida; Brassicales; Brassicaceae
Source: the annotation of a GenBank genome assembly